UUUGUGGCUGGCACUGCUACCGAUUUCGUUCUGAUAUCGUGGAAUCCUGACAGAAAUGUUACAAAAUCCAGUCCUGAAACUUUAGCUGUUGUCGAUAAGGACCGAAAUGGUACCAGAUGGAACGACGGAAAGGUGGAUUCUUCGGGUAGAUUCUGGGGUGGCACAAUUGGACCCGAAGUGAACGACGUUGUUGUACCAGAUCAAGCAAAUUUCUAUCGUAUCGGCUCCGACUUGAAACCACAAGUGGAACUGUCCCCUGUUACGAACAGUAAUGGAUUAGCUUGGAAUCAGGAGGAUAAUACACUUUAUUAUAUAGAUACACCUACGCGUAAAAUAGCCGCGUUUGAUUUCGAGAAAGUCCAGGGAACUAUAAGUAACAAAAGAAUCGUAUUCGAUCUUGAAAAAAAUAACGUUACGGGAUUACCAGAUGGUAUGACCAUAGACAGAAAUGGAAACCUUUGGAUAGCUUUAUAUGGCGGUGGUGCUGUGGCCCAUGUUGAUCCACGCACUGGUAGUUUAUUGCAUUUGUUGAAGAUGCCUGUAGAGAAAAUAACCAGUUGCGCAUUUGGAGGUUCCCGUUUGGAAACUCUAUUUGUAACAACAUCUAGCCGCGAUUUGACCGCUGAAGACUUGCAAAAGCAACCGUACGCUGGUUACGUGUUCGCUGUAAAUGGUUUAGGUGUACGUGGUGUGAUAGCAAAUUCGUUUAAAUUGAAAAUGUCAGAGUUGUCUAUUGAACCACUAGUAGGACCUUACACCCUUGGAGAAGGCCCACAUUGGGAUCAACUUUCUAAAAAGCUCUACUUCGUUGAUAUACUUGGUCAAAAAAUAUAUAGAUACGAUCCAUUAACCUCAACUCUUACAUCUGUUUCUACAGAAAAUGGACCUGUUGGAUUUGUUAUUCCCGUUGAUGGUGCUCGUGACAAAUUCGUAGCUGGAAUUGGUACAGAUGUUGCAUUAGUUACAUGGGAUGGAGAAACGAAUCUUUCAAAGGGUACAACUGAAACAUUAAGCACAGCUGACAGUGAUCCUACAAAAACCAGAUGGAACGAUGCAAAAGUAGAUUCUUCUGGAACAUUGUGGGGUGGGACAAUGGCUCUAGAAAUAGAUGGAGUAAUCGAACCUGGUAAAGGGUCAUUUUACAGUAUUGGUUCUAAUCUUGUGUUAAAAAAACAAGUGACCCCUGUAAGUAUAAGUAAUGGAGUGGGUUGGAAUCUUAACGAAGACACACUUUAUUACAUUGAUUCACUGAGCUAUCAGGUAGUUGCAUACAAUUACGACUCUCAAACGGCAGCUAUAUCUAACAAAAGGACUAUUUUCGAUCUUCGGAAAAACAAUAUCAAUGGAUUUCCAGAUGGUAUGACUGUAGACGCAUGUGGAAAUCUUUGGGUCGCUGUAUAUGGCGGAGGUGGCAUACUGCAUAUAAAACCGGAAACGGGUGAAUUAUUGCGUUUUGUCAAAAUCCCUGGUGCCCAACUUAUAACCAGCGUUGCAUUUGGUGGUACUGAUCUCGACGUAUUAUAUGUAACAUCGUCGCGCACGGGACUGAGCGAAGAUCAGUUAAAAGAGCAACCUUACGCCGGUUACUUAUUCGCUGUAAAAGGUUUAGGCGUACGUGGUUUACCUGCGAAUUCAUUUAAACUGCCACAUAAAUCAACAUAGAUGUGAUAAGUAUAAAUACUUCAUAUUUGUACAAAUAUAUUAAAAUAUACUUCUUUAGUACUAAAUCGUUAGAACAACGAAUAAUAUAGUAA
Messenger RNA from Nomia melanderi (Alkali bee), 1754 nucleotides. Lineage: Eukaryota; Metazoa; Arthropoda; Insecta; Hymenoptera; Halictidae. The record is from RefSeq and is a predicted model, not a curated record.